CCUGGGGGGAGAGCUCGGUACCGGGCCUGGGACUUAUUUGGCACCAGAAGCCUGACCCUCGGGCCCCGGGCUGGGCAGUUACUUCCAGCCCCCAGGGCAGAGGCACAGCCCUUCCACAUCAUCCCUUUUCUCCAGGGAGAGUCCAUGAUCAUCCCGAUCACCGUCAUGGCUCUUCAACUCACUCAGGAAAAAACGGUGGGCUUGGUGACCCGGCGGAUGAGAGUGGCGGCAGGUGUGUGGAGUAGAGAGCACUGAACGUCUGAGGUUUCGACUCGAGCUUUGGCCGCCGACGGCUGACUGUCUUCUGGGUUGAGGUCCUUUAAUCUGUCCUUAACUUGCUGGGGUACCGGAAAGACAGUGGGGGCCGUGAGGAUUGGGCUAGAGCAGAUCCUAAACACAGUCAGUUGGAGUCCUGCCUGUGGCAUCCCUGGAGCUCAUUUGAGAGUGCCAGAAUUGCUCCAGCAGCAACAUCCGCCUUCUGCUGUGUGCCAUCGUGUCUAGUCCGCAUUUGUUCCAUUCACCAAGAACUCACGUCAUUCAGGAAGAGUGGCCGCUGGUUUUCCGUUCCUGGGGUGCCUCUCGUAGUGUAGGAUUUGUCUUUUCACAGAGCCCUCAGAGCCCCUUCCUGAGGAGCCCAAGCUUGAGGGGAUGGCCCACCGCCAUUGCCAUAAGAACGCCCAGGCGCUGUCAGGCCUCUCUCCCGAGAAGCAGCAGGCCCGGAGGCAACUGUAUGCUGCCUCUGCUGUGUGCUUAAUCUUCAUGGCCGGGGAGGUGGUUGGUGGGUAUUUGGCACACAGCUUGGCCAUUAUGACCGAUGCCGCUCACUUGCUGGCAGAUGUAGGCAGCAUGGUAGCCAGCCUCUUCUCCCUCUGGCUCUCCUCUCGGCCAGCCACCCGAACCAUGACCUUUGGCUGGCACCGCUCCGAGACUCUGGGGGCUUUGGCCUCUGUGAUCUCCCUCUGGAUGGUCACUGGCGUCCUGCUGUACCUGGCCUUCAACCGCCUGCUGCAUAGUGACUACCAUAUCGAGGCGGGCGCCAUGCUGCUGACCGCGAGCAUCGCUGUCUGCGCCAAUAUGCUAAUGGCCUUUGUGCUGCACCAGACUGGGCCUUCCCACAACCAUGGAUCUAGGGGUAGAGGAAUGGCCUUUGUGCUGCACCAGACUGGGCCUUCCCACAGCCAUGGAUCUAGGGGUAGAGGGUAUGCACCACUGGAGGAGGGGCAAGGAUACCCCCUGUCCCUGGGAAAUACCAGCGUCCGGGCUGCCUUUGUGCAUGUACUGGGAGAUCUCCUUCAGAGCCUGGGGGUCCUGGUUGCCUCCAUCCUCAUCUACUUCAAGCCUCAGUACAAGGCGGCUGACCCAAUCAGUACUUUCUUCUUCUCUAUCUGUGCCCUUGGAUCCACAGCCCCUACCCUUCGAGACGUGCUCCGCAUCCUCAUGGAAGGUGCCCCUCCCAGCGUGGGGUUUGAACCUGUAAGGGACACACUGCUGUCAGUGCCGGGAGUCCGAGCGACCCAUGAUCUCCACCUGUGGGCCCUGACGCUUACUUAUCAUGUCGCCUCUGCACACCUGGCUAUUGACUCCACCGCUGACCCUGAAGCUGUCCUGGCGGAAGCCUCAUCGCGGCUCUAUUCCCGGUUUGGAUUCUCCAGCUGCACCCUGCAGGUGGAGCAAUACCAGCCUGAGAUGGCCCGGUGUUCGCACUGCCGGGAACCCACCCAAGCCUGAGCCUCAGCCCCGCCCUGGCCCCACUGCCAGACCCAGACUCAGCCACCAUGGACCCUCAGCACCUGCCUCCCCAUCACAGAAGGGACCAUCUUCUCUCCACCUUCCACCUGCCAACUGCCCCAGCCCCAGCCCCUGUGGUCAAGACCAAAGUGUGUGUGUAUGAGAGGAAGUCGGGGGAGGGGGGGAUCAGACUGAAUAGUUGUAAACAGUUUAGGGGUGUGGGGUGUGGGAGCCCCACCAUCCGCGCUCCACAUGGCCUUGGAGAGUCAUGCUUUCUGUGAAAUUCAUGUGUCCUUGUGGCAGGCUGGCUGGCUAGCUGGGGACAUCUGCCUGUCUGUGUGCUGUUCGUGUGCCUAUGCCUGGGGAGGUCAUCGGGGCCCCUCCCCACGUGAUCCUUGCUCUGUCUAUGCAGGGGCCCCAAAGCCUGCACUUUGUUCCUGUGUCCUACCCUGUGGUUUUGUCUGUUGUGUAUGUGUGUUCUUUGGUGCUGUGGCCUUGUGUGUCUUUGUACCUGUGUGGCUGUGCUGGUCUCUGAGUCUGCUCUACCUGUGUAUCCAUUAAGGGGUCUGUCUGUCCAUCCCUCUGUUGGUGCUGUAUCCUUGGCUUCCCCCUAGUGGGGGGGAGGACCCCACUGCAGCUCCACCAAUAAACUUGUAUCUAACUGCA
Molecule: messenger RNA, 2394 nt
Organism: Peromyscus eremicus (cactus mouse)
Lineage: Eukaryota; Metazoa; Chordata; Mammalia; Rodentia; Cricetidae
Gene: Slc30a3
Product: solute carrier family 30 member 3
Exons: 12
Coding region: 649-1728 (359 amino acids)
Biological process (GO): zinc ion transmembrane transport; response to zinc ion
Cellular component (GO): plasma membrane
Molecular function (GO): zinc ion transmembrane transporter activity
Source: RefSeq, a predicted model, not a curated record